Lemur catta (Ring-tailed lemur) is the source of this 3392-nucleotide messenger RNA. RefSeq names its product ETS transcription factor ELK1 (gene ELK1). The record is from RefSeq and is a predicted model, not a curated record. Gene Ontology annotation, molecular function: DNA-binding transcription factor activity, RNA polymerase II-specific; sequence-specific DNA binding. Gene Ontology annotation, cellular component: nucleus. Lineage: Eukaryota; Metazoa; Chordata; Mammalia; Primates; Lemuridae. Gene Ontology annotation, biological process: cell differentiation; regulation of transcription by RNA polymerase II. The transcript is spliced from 5 exons. Bases 675 to 2111 code for a protein of 478 amino acids.
UUCUGUAGGUCAGAAGUCCAACACUGGUCUCACUGGGCUAAAAUCAGGGUGUUCACAGGGUUGUAUUCCUUCUGGAGGUUCUAGGGGAGAAUCUGUUUCCUGCUCAUUCAGAUUGGCAGAAUUCAGUUCCUUGAAGUUGUAGGACUGAGAUCCCUGUUUCCCUACUGGCUGUCAGCUGAGGGCCAUCCCCAGUUUUAAGAGGCUGCCAGCAGUCCUUGGCUCAGAGCCCCCUUCAUCUUCAAAGCCAGCAAUAGCAGGUCAAGUCCCUCUCACACUUUGAAUUUCUCCUGACUCUUCUGUCAUCACAUCUCUGAGCUACCUUUCAGUCUCCUGAUCUGCUUUUAAGAGCUCAUAUGAUUAGAUUGAGUUCACUCGAAUAAUCCAGAACAGUCUCCCUAUCUUGAAGUCUGUAACUUGAAUAUCAUCUGCAAAGGUCCCCUUUGCUACGUAGCAUAACAUACUCACAGGUUCCAGGGAUUAGGGUGCGGACAUCUUUGGGGCAGAAGUGGCAUUCUGCCUUCCACAGUCUGCCUUCUGACCCCCAAAAUUCACAUUUGUCCCACAUGCAAAAUACAUUCACACCACCCUAAGAUCUCCACAAGUCUCAUGCCAUCACAGGCGGCAUCCAAAGCUAGAUUGGGGAGUUUAGAAGUUAGUCUGAGAGUGUUUAGGGAAUGAUGGUGGGGUUUGGGGACACAGGUGGAGGAAAAGGAAUCCUCCUCCUGUUGACCUCUGCUCCCUCCUAUGUCCGAAGCCUCUCAGCUCUGAGCUGUAUGCCCUCCAGGUUCCCCUGGGAUGACGUGAGCGCUCCCCCAGCGAUGGACCCAUCUGUGACACUGUGGCAGUUUCUGCUGCAGCUGCUGAGAGAGCAAGGCAAUGGCCACAUCAUCUCCUGGACCUCACGGGAUGGUGGUGAGUUCAAGUUGGUGGAUGCAGAGGAGGUGGCCCGGCUGUGGGGGCUGCGCAAGAACAAGACCAACAUGAAUUACGACAAGCUCAGCCGGGCUUUGCGGUACUACUAUGACAAGAACAUCAUCCGCAAGGUGAGUGGCCAGAAGUUCGUCUACAAGUUUGUGUCCUACCCCGAGGUCGCAGGGUGUUCCACUGAGGACUGCCCACCCCAGCCUGAGGUGUCUGUCACCUCCACCGUGGCAAAUGUGGCCCCUGCUGCUGUACAUGCCACCCUGGGAGACAAUGCCUCUGGAAAGCCAGGCACACCCAAGGGUGCAGGAAUGGCCGGGCCAGGCGGUUUGGCGCGCAGCAGCCGUAACGAGUACAUGCGCUCGGGCCUCUAUUCCACCUUCACCAUCCAGUCCCUGCAGCCACAGCCACAGCCACCCCCUCAUCCUCGGCCUGCCUCGGUGCUCCCCAACACUGCUCCUGCAGGAGCAGCAGCGCCCCCCUCGGGGAGCAGGAGCACCAGUCCAAGCCCCUUGGAGGCCUGCCUGGAGGCUGAGGAGGCUGGCCUGCCUCUGCAGGUCAUCCUGACCCCGCCUGAGGCCCAGAACCUGAAAUCAGAAGAGCUGAAUGUGGAGCCAGGUUUGGGCCGCCCAUUGCCUCCAGAAGUGAAAGUGGAAGAGCCCAAGGAAGAGUUGGACGUCGCGGCAGAGGCGGGGUUUGUGCCGGAAGCUGUUAAGGCUGAGCCGGAAGUCCCUCCUGCGGAGGCCGUGCCAGCGCGGCUGCCUGCCGUCGUGAUGGAGACCACAGCGCAGGUGGGGGGUCCCGCGGCUUCCAGCACUGAGGUCGCCCAGCCGCAGAAGGGCCGAAAGCCCCGGGACCUGGAGCUUCCACUCAGCCCGAGCCUACUGGGUGGGCCGGGACCUGAACGGACUCCAGGGUCGGGAACUGGCACCGGUCUGCAGGCGCCUGGGCCGGCACUGACGCCGUCCCUACUGCCGACGCAUACAUUGACCCCGGUGCUGCUGACGCCCAGCUCGCUGCCUCCCAGCAUUCACUUCUGGAGCACCCUGAGUCCCAUUGCACCCCGUAGCCCGGCCAAGCUCUCCUUCCAGUUUCCAUCCAGCGGCAGCGCCCAGGUGCACAUCCCUUCCAUCAGCGUGGAUGGCCUCUCGACCCCCGUGGUGCUCUCCCCAGGGCCCCAGAAGCCAUGACUACCACCACCAUCCCCUUCUGGGGUCACUCCAUCCAUGCCCCUGAACUUCUCUCCAGCCAGCCAUCUCAAGGAGAAACACAGUUCAACUGACAAACUCAUGCUCUAGUUGUGGUGGGGUGGGGAUUCUUGGAAAGAAGGAUCUCUCAAUAACUCCUCCACGGAAAACACACAACUUCUGUCUUCUUCAUCAGUCCCCCAGUGGCCGCCUUCACACGUCUCCUACUUCAGUGGUAGGGGCGGUUUAUUUAUUUAUUUUUUGAAGGCCACUGGGAGGAGCCUGGCCCAACCCUUUUAGGGGGGUUGGUUAGGAAAUCUCCCCCACCUCCCUACUUUUUUCCCCAAGACAAGACAAUCUGGGUCUGGCUUGAGAAGGAUCUUUCUUUAUUUAUUUCUCAGCCUGCCCUUGGGGAGAUGAGGAAGCCCUGUCUGCAUUUUGGGAUGUGGGUAGAAGAGUUAGAAUGUUUCGUUUCAUCAUUCCUGGCCAUAUCAAGGGUCUAGGAGGAAUUUGUACCAUUUAAUAGGUUGGGAGUCUUGGCCAAGAAGAAUGACACCCUUGGAAUAGGAAUUUCCACCUCCUCAACCUUUCUCUCAGACAGCUUGUCCUUCUUUCAAUCAAGUUUUUGGCCAGGGAGGAAUGCUCCUUUGUUCUCCCCCCUGAGAAGCCAUUCGUUUGUCUGCCAAAUUCCCUGGGGUCCUGCCUGUUACCUCCCAAUGGAGGGUUUUCUUGGGGGAUGGUCCCCGUCUGGGGGGCCCCUCCAUCCAGUACUCCAGGUCUUCCUGUCUCUCACUCCCUGCCAUUUUGAUAGUAUAAUCUAUUUUUAAAUGGAACUUUUCAAUAGGGGAGAGGGGGGCAUCUCUUCCUAUAUCUGAUGGGGUGGGUGGGAAGGAAGGGAUUUGAGGGGAAUCCUCCUGCCACCCCCAAGUGUUUAUUUUUGAUACCAAACGUGUAUUUUCAGCUCCCUCCCUCCCAGCCCCCCAAUUUCCUGCAGGCGGGUACAAAGGACCCUUUAAGUGUCCCUGGAGUUGGGAGGGAGGAAUGGGGAUAUAAAGCCUGUCCUGUCUCAAUUCCAGGCCAGAGAGAGUGGGUUCAGAAGACUCCUGGGCACACCUCCUGUCAGCACUGGCCCAGCCCAGGCCUGGGGACCUGGGGGUUGGUGAUUUGGGGGACGGUGCUACACUCGUCUCCACCAUUUGUUUUACGUCCCCAAAAUGGACCUUUUUUUUCUAAGAGUCCCAGAGAAUGGGGAAUUGUUCCUGUAAAUAUAUAUUUUUAAAGGUG